Sesamum indicum (sesame) is the source of this 829-nucleotide messenger RNA. RefSeq names its product Ribosomal protein L17 family protein. Gene Ontology annotation, molecular function: structural constituent of ribosome. NCBI's taxonomy places the organism in Eukaryota, Viridiplantae, Streptophyta, Magnoliopsida, Lamiales, Pedaliaceae. Gene Ontology annotation, cellular component: cytosolic large ribosomal subunit; ribosome. The record is from RefSeq and is a predicted model, not a curated record. Gene Ontology annotation, biological process: translation.
AAGGGCCGGUAUCGAAUUAUCCAUUGCACCUCCGUUAUCUUCCCAUUCCCCAACUGAGUGAGCAGAGGAAGAAGGAAACACCCCGAAAAUGGCGUCUGUUUCUACAUGGAAUUUGUCUUCGCUUCGGGCCAGCCUCCCUUCCAUUAGCGCCCAUCCUUCGGGCCCUUCUGGGUACUUUCGAAACGGGAGCCACCCUUCCGGGCUCAGGCUGUCCAGGCCCAAAUCCGGCCCGAGGCCUCUCAACUCUUUUGUGGGUCUCGCUCCUUUGAACCCCCUCAUUAACCUCUCUUCAGCUCAAGGUUCUACGAGUUUUGAGCAUAGUUUCAUGGGGAUCGACAAUGGGAGCCGAUUUUUUGCCAUGAGGCAUGGAAGAAAAGUGCCAAAACUUAACAGACCGCCAGACCAGCGGCGGGCUCUGUUACGGGGCCUGACAACUCAGCUUCUCAAGUAUGGUCGCAUAAAGACCACGAGAGCUCGAGCUAGUGCAAUGAGGAAAUACGUCGACAAAAUGAUUACGCUGGCUAAGGAUGGCUCUCUGCACAAGAGAAGACAAGCCCUUGGUUUUAUCUAUGAAAAGCAAAUAGUCCAUGCAUUGUUUGCUGAGGUUCCAGAGAGGUAUGGUGACAGAGAAGGAGGCUAUACUAGGAUAAUCAGAACUUUGCCGAGGCGGGGGGAUAAUGCACCGAUGGCUUACAUCGAGCUCGUCUGAUUUCUGAUUGGUUUGUUUGAGUAAACUUGUAUGUUCAAGGUUUCAGAAUACUGAAAAUUUUUGUAUCAAAAUCUUGUAUUUAUGUUCAUAUAUGCAGAAUUGACAAUUUUUCUUUCCUCA